AUGUUUCUACAAUACUAUACAAAAGGUUUCAGUGGAUACAACUUACAAUAUUCCCCAUAUUAUGAUGAUAAGAUUGCACUAGUAACAGGAUCAAACUUCGGGUUAGUUGGAAACGGUAAACUCUUUAUAUUGAGCAUUGAGCCGAAUGGACAGAUCUUGGAGACGAACUCGUUUCUAACCAAGGAUUGCCCCUUUGAUGUGGCAUGGAAUGAAUCAAAUUCGAACCAAGUGCUGGUGGCGCAAGGAGAUGGGACUUUGCGGUUAUUUGACACCAAUUUGAAACAGUAUCCCAUUGCUAUAUUUAAAGGACAUCAAAGAGAGGUGUUAAGUUGUGAUUGGAGUUUGGUCAAUAAAGAUAGAUUUGUUAGUAGUUCAUGGGAUGGAACUGUCAAACUUUGGUCCCCAGCAAGAACUGAGAAUAGUUUAUUUACUUUAAGUCAAGAGGAUAAGUCCAAAAAUAUGGUAAAUAGUGAUAAAAAUUGUAUAUAUCAAGCUAAAUUCUCACCACAUGAUGAUAAUAUUGUAAUAGCGUCGUCAGGUAGUUCCAUUGUAUCGUUGUACGAUCUUCGGAUAAAUACAGUGAAUAACAACAAUAUAAUAUGUCAGUUUAUAUCGAAUUCUGGAUUAGAGACGUUAUGUUGUGAUUUCAAUAAAUACAGACCACAUAUUAUAGCUACUGGAGGCGUGGAUAAUAGGAUCAAGAUAUGGGAUUUACGUAUGUUACGUAGUGACCAAACAAAGUUCAAGGGAUUGAACAAUAAUGUUACAUCAUGUGUGAAUGAGAUUAUCAACGGACAUGCGUUAGCUGUUAGACAAAUCAAGUGGUCUCCACAUAGUAGUCAUCACUUCAUGACCACAUCAUAUGACAUGACAGCAUGUGUAUGGAAUGAUUUAUCUUUCAAUGGGAAAACUUACACGGGACGGAAUAAUAUGACUCAUGAUACAUUAAACCAUGGCUGUGUAAAGCGGAUGACCAGACAUACAGAGUUUGUAUUUGGAGCAGAUUGGAGUUUAUGGGGUGAUCCAGGUAUAGUUGCUACUACUGCAUGGGAUGGAUAUACCUAUAUAUGGAAUGCGUUGAGAUAA
Molecule: messenger RNA, 1086 nt
Organism: Arxiozyma heterogenica
Lineage: Eukaryota; Fungi; Ascomycota; Saccharomycetes; Saccharomycetales; Saccharomycetaceae
Gene: PEX7
Product: Pex7p
Exons: 1
Coding region: 1-1086 (361 amino acids)
Biological process (GO): protein import into peroxisome matrix
Cellular component (GO): peroxisomal matrix; cytosol
Molecular function (GO): protein binding
Source: RefSeq, a predicted model, not a curated record